Messenger RNA from Myiozetetes cayanensis, 2318 nucleotides. It is a transcript of the gene STAR, whose product is annotated as steroidogenic acute regulatory protein. Gene Ontology annotation, biological process: steroid biosynthetic process; regulation of steroid biosynthetic process; intracellular cholesterol transport. Bases 798 to 1649 code for a protein of 283 amino acids. Gene Ontology annotation, molecular function: cholesterol binding; cholesterol transfer activity. Lineage: Eukaryota; Metazoa; Chordata; Aves; Passeriformes; Tyrannidae. Gene Ontology annotation, cellular component: mitochondrial intermembrane space; mitochondrion. The record is from RefSeq and is a predicted model, not a curated record. The transcript has 10 exons.
UUUUACCUCCCCCAGCACAUUCUCCCCCCUCCCUGCCCAGCAGGAUGUGGGUGGGGGUGCUGGGUGCCCAUCCCGGGGCGGGGCUGUGCUGGAGCUCGGUGGGCUCAGCUGGCCAGGCGAGCUGUGUUCCAAUGGAGAGGCACCUUCCCAGUGCCUGAGGCUCAGUGGAUGCAGGAGCUUGAGGACAGCGUGGGGACCUCAAGGAACAUCCAGAGGAGGUGCUGAGGCCACAUCAGGAGCUGGCAGGAGGGAGCAGGCGGGUGAAGCCCAGAGCGGGGAGGGCACUGGCACAACCUGGGAGUCACAGACCGUGGCUGCAGCGAGGAUUUCCCAGCAAACAUUUGGUUAGGGGGACGGUGCAGCCUCUGGGUUCCUCCUGGUCCCUCCAGCACCUUCGUCUGGUCACGCAUCGCUGACGUGAACGUGAGGUGAGGACAACAGCCCUGGCGAUGGAGAGGAGCACCCUGAGGAGCAGCAGGACCCUUCUGGAUGGCAGGGUCUGUCCCUGGCACAGCGGGAGCCGGGCAGGGGGGCUCUGCCUGCCCUCAGAGCCGCUGUGCCCCCGUGGCUGUGCCGUGGACAGGGCUGGCCGUGCCCCCCUGUGCCGGCUCCACGGCCCCUCAGCUGCGUGAGGAGCCGGCUCUGGCCUUGGCCCGCCGUGAGUGACAGCUCUUAUCUGGCGGCUGACGGGGCAGAAUCCUUCAGCCCCGCGUACUUAAGGCCGCGGCGGCGAGGCCGGGGCAGAGCCGCGCCGGCCGCAGAACCGACCGCAGAACCGAACCCCGCCACGCACCGCGAUGCUCCCGGCCACGUCCAAGCUCUGCGCCGCCAUCUCCUACCGGCACCUGCGCAACAUGACCGGUCUGAGGAGACAAGCCGCCGUGGCCCUCAGCCAGGAGCUGAGCAGACUCGCCUGCCGCAGCCCAGGACCCAGCUCCUGGAUCCACCAGGUGCGCAGGAGGAGCUCCCUGCUCAGCUCGAGGCUGGAGGAGAAGCCCUUCAGCGAGAUGGAAAUGUCCUACAUCAAGCAAGGAGAGGAAGCCCUGCAGAAAUCCCUCAGAAUCCUGGAGGACCAGGACGGCUGGAAGACAGAGACGGUGGCGGGAAACGGAGACAAAGUGCUGAGCAAGGUGCUGCCGGACGUGGGGAAGGUGUUCCGGCUGGAGGUGGUGGUGGACCAGCCCCUGGACUCCGUGUACGGAGAGCUGGUGGACAACAUGGAGCAGAUGGGAGAGUGGAACCCCAACGUCAAAGAAGUCAAGAUCCUGGAGAAGAUUGGGAAGGACACGGUGAUCACCCAUGAGAAGGCAGCAGCCACCCCCGGGAACAUCGUCGGGCCCCGGGACUUCGUGAGCGUGCGGUGCUCCAAGAGACGCGGCUCCACCUGCGUCCUGGCCGGCAUGUCCACCACAUACGGGGCGAUGCCGGAGCAGGAGGGGUUCAUCAGGGCUGAGAACGGUCCCACCUGCAUGGUCCUGCGCCCGCUGCCCGGCAGCCCCUCCCAGACCAGGCUGACCUGGCUGCUCAGCAUCGACCUCAAGGGCUGGCUGCCCAAGACCAUCAUCAACCAGGUCCUGUCCCAGACACAGGUGGACUUCGCCAAACACCUCCGGCAGCGCCUGGCCCGGCCCGUGCCCGUGACCUGCUGACCAGGACCCGCCCACCGCCCGGGGCAGGGCUUUGUUCAGGGGGCAAAGGGGGAGUCACUUUGAUCAGCCAAGGCCUUUAGCAGCAGACACUGCUAAUUAAGACACGGUUUCAAUCAAUAAAUAUAAAGGUUUAUUUAUUGGAAAGCGCUGUGGAAGUGCAGGACCAAAAACUGAAGUCCCACAUUUGCUUCACUGAGCACGGUGCUGGCCCAGUCAGGCACCUCUACCCUCCCUAAUUACUGUCACUGAAUAAAUAAAGCUUUAAUUAGUGGUGUCUACAAUUAAAGGCCUGGGAUAAUUAGUUAUUAGGGAGGUCCCAAACAUCUGACUGGGAAGAUACAUCCUCAGUGAGGGAAACACAGGCCUGACUGAAUCUCACCUUUUGCUCCCCCUAGACUUAAAACACAGCACUUAACUAACAAUUUUAUUCCCUCUCCCCACCCAAAGCAGCUCUAAUUUAUUUUUCCUGUACAGACACAGACAGAGUGUCAAAUUAUUUAUUCAUCCAAAAGCUCUGCAAUGAUGAUCAUUGGCAGGAGGCCCAGUGUAACUCCUGCGAGCCAGAUCUUCAGCUUGAGAGAUCUCCAAAUGUAGCUACUUUGAGUUUAAAUCUCGCUUGUAACAAUUUACAAGACCAAAACAGAAUAAAAAGAAGAGUUAAAACCUUUA